GAGGAGAGGAGAGGAGAGCGGCGACUUUUGGCUGUUGUGGAUAGUGUGGCAUCUUACGCAACCAAGACAAUGAGUGAACUGGAACAGCUGCGGCAAGAGGCCGAGCAACUGCGUAACCAGAUCAGGGACGCGAGGAAAGCAUGUGCUGACUCUACCCUUGGUCAGAUGACAGCUGGUCUGGAUUCAUUGGGACGAAUCCAACUACGUACUAGGCGUACACUGAGGGGACAUUUGGCUAAAAUCUAUGCCAUGCACUGGGGAACAGACUCCAGACUUUUAGUCAGCGCUUCUCAAGAUGGAAAGUUAAUCAUCUGGGAUAGUUACACAACAAAUAAAAUGCACGCUAUCCCAUUGCGAUCGUCCUGGGUUAUGACCUGUUCAUAUGCUCCGUCUGGGAACUACGUAGCCUGUGGUGGUUUGGACAACAUCUGCUCAAUAUAUAGCUUGAAAACUAGAGAGGGAAACGUUCGAGUGAGCAGGGAAUUGCCUGGACACACAGGAUACUUGUCAUGCUGCCGUUUUCUGGACGACAACCAGAUUGUAACCAGUUCAGGAGAUACGAGUUGUGCUCUCUGGGAUAUUGAAACAGGUCAUCAAACGACUUCGUUCACUGGCCAUUCUGGGGAUGUCAUGAGCCUGACUCUCAGCCCUGACACAAGGACAUUUGUUUCUGGUGCUUGUGAUGCUUCUGCCAAACUGUGGGACAUUAGAGACGGCAUGUGCCGGCAGUCCUUCAUUGGCCACGUGUCUGAUAUUAACGCAGUCUGUUUCUUCCCUAAUGGAAAUGCAUUUGCUACUGGGUCGGAUGAUGCCACUUGUCGGUUGUUUGAUCUCCGAGCAGAUCAGGAGCUGAUGAUGUAUUCUCAUGAUAACAUUAUUUGUGGCAUCACAUCCGUUGCAUUUUCUAAAAGUGGUCGCCUCCUGUUGGCCGGCUAUGAUGACUUUAACUGCAAUGCCUGGGACUCUUUGAAGGGAGAUCGUGCAGGAGUGCUUCCGGGACACGACAAUCGUGUCAGCUGUUUAGGCAUCACUGACGAUGGAAUGGCCGUAGCAACAGGAUCAUGGGACAGUUUCCUGAAAAUCUGGAAUUAAAGCUAUGUCAUCUGCUCACCGAUCACUGAGACUGGGAAUUUCUGCUGUAACCAGCAGCGAUGAAAUCAUUCUUUUUACCUAGUAGUUGCAGGUGACAUUUUUUUCUAUCCAUUGAAUACAAUUGUAUAACACAAGGCUUCUGAAAGUAGGCAAAUUAAUGAAGAGGCAAAAAAAAAAACCUGACAACUGCUGACUUUUGAAAGGGACUAGCACAUGUAACCAUGGUGACUAGAAAAAAAUGCUUGAAACUAAUCAUUUUUUUGUUUGCUGUUUGGUUUAGAUUAAUGCCUCAGAAUUGUUCAGGUUUUUUUUGCUUAUGCUAAAGUCUGCUAAUCUGUAUUGUUUUGUAUAUACAGAAUGUACACCUAGCAGUUAAUCAUGUAACAUUUUGUCUGUAAAAACAUUAUGCAUUUUUUUAAAAAAAACUUAAGUUUCUAGCUUGUAUUUAUCAGAAAAGUCAUACUUUGAAUUUAGUGGUGGAUAAUUUGAUUGCCUUUUUUUUCCUCUUGUGAAUUAACUUACUGUGAAAUUUAGCCUUGGUCUGUGUGUGUGUGUGUGUGUGUGCGUGUGCUCUUGAUAAUGUUUAAGGUUUUUGCAGCAGUUUUUAUCAAACAAACAUUCCAUCUGUGUAUGCUUCCUUUACUUUUACGGAUGCAUUUGCAGUGUGCACUGUUUUAACCAUUUACAUAAAUGUAUAGAAAGUGUGAUAAGUCAGUCACAAAACUGAAUGCUGUUGCACAUUGACUAAAACUGCAUGUUUAUCAGCCCUUUAAUAUCAGGCUAACACAUGGCACAUUUGCAAUGGUUUGCAUUAAUAGGCAUUACCCAACUUCCUUUCUCACACCCACUCCAGUUUCUCCUCUCCUGUUGUGAAGGUUGUGACUGCCAGUAGUCUCCAGGUUCUUUGGCAAGAGGCCAUUCUUGGUGACUGAUUUUCCGGAUGGACAGUGAAUGCGACAGGUUAUUUUGACUGAGGGAGGGAUGGCUUUACCUGAUGUUCACACGUGCACUUUCCAGUGUGGAUUUCUCAUAGGGUGAUGAGCAUUGGCUUCCUCCCUCUCCCACUCUCUUCCCCACCUGGAUGUUGGGGCUAACACCACUACUCCACUGCUUCUCUGAUUGAAAUCAUAACAGACCAGGAAUUGAACCUGGAAUUUUCCUGGUCCGUAUGGUUCAAUAUAAGCACAGCAUUCACCUACAGCAGCACCAGGCAGCCUUGCUUUUCCUCAAUUUUACAAACCACAAAGCUAGAGACUAUUGUGUCACCAGUGUGUACUUUAACACUGAAAUUGUCACUUGUAGUAAAGCAGCUGUUUAAAUGAAUGUAUAAAAUGGCCUUUCUAUAAUAUUGUAAUUGAUGACGUAGGUAGAAAUCACAAGUUGGAAAUGUGAAUUAUGAAAUUGAGUCAUGGAUUUAUAAAUUAAAAUUGUGCUCCACAGCAAUACAUUCAAUAGCAACUGCACUUACUUCACUAUUGGCAAUUAAAAUCCAAAUUGGGAUUUGGUUCCUCUACCCCCCCCCCCCCCCGAGACCAGUUGCUACAGCUCAAGCUGCCUGUUACUGAAGUUCUGGUUAUUGUACAAACCUGCUGAUUUAGUACAAAAUAUCAUGAAUGCUCCUCAGUAAAGUUUUGACAAGUCAUAAAUCUAAUGAUCCCCAAUCCUCAAUUACAGUAUCGAUGUGCCAACAUUAGCAAAUUGUGUACAUUUUAAAGAGCACAACUUUGACAUUAGCAUUGUUUAAAGCCCUGAAUACCAAUAGAAACACUACAUGCUUAGGCUGAAUUGUAAGCUUUUUCUCCCUGCCCUGUUGUAUUGCAGGAAUGAUAGCUUUUUUUAAAAAAAAUGUGACUGGUUCAAGCCCUGGAUUUUAAGGAACUAUUUGUGCAGCUCCUUGAGGUCAGACAGAUUUUCAUCUGGAGUUUUUAACAAGAACUUUUAGCUUUGAUUUAAUUUAUUGGUUUAAGAUCCUUCAAGUGACCCUUUGUCUUAAAUUGUUCAUUUCUAUAGACCUGGUAUAAACAUUUUAUACACAUGCAUUUAACUCUUUCCAGGUGCAUUGCUGCAAAUGGUGGUGAUGUAAAGAGCAAAAUGGAUGAUCAUGAAAGGGUUACUAUGUAAUCAGCUUGGCCAAACGUUUACAGAAAUUGCUUGAACAUUUUUAUAUUUUGCAAUGGCCUUCAAUUACAAUUAAUGUGCCAUAAGUAAAUAGUUGGAAGUUGAGAAUGCUGAUUCAGAUUAAGGUGUUGAUUUGUUCUAUAUAUUCAUUUGUUUUACAGUGAAUCACAAAUACCAAACCAGUUGUACAUUUUAGAAAAUAAUUAUCCUUAAUGUGUAAACUGUGGUGCAUUCAGAAGCAACGACUAAAAAAAACAGUGGAAUACAAUGCCUCUAAAAAUGUUCUCUUAAACUGCCCCAAAUUGGUACAUUUUAUGAAAUAUUCUGUGAAAGCAUCUUUCACCCAAUGGCCAGUAUUUGAGGUUUGGUUCAGAAAUGUAGAUUUGGCCAAAAUCUUGCUUCAGUAUUAAGAUUUUGAAUGUAAUUCAAGCCAGUAAGUAAGAUUUAUAUAUUUAAUUAAGAUGACCUCUAAUGAAGUGAAAGUAUUCACAUAACCUUUGAAGCUGACUUAAAUUUCUUUCCUUAAAUCUCUUAGUACAGGGGUAGGAAUUGCAGAAAAUCUGUAUUUGAAGGAAAAAAAACAAUGUUAAUGCUGUAACCUAAUACAAAGUUGCCUUGAGUCUGGGCAUGGACAGUUGUUUAAUUGCAAAUGUAUUUGGCAGAAUAGAAAUGGUGUAUAAUUUAAGAAAAAUCAGUGUUAAUACAAUUGCAUAACUAGUGUGUAUCCAAUACGCUUCCUGCAAUGGGCAUCACUAGUUAGUAAUUCUGAAACUGCCGUUAAUUGUGUACCUAUUAAAAUGAAGUUAAUUUCAAAGGCCAAUACAAGACAUGUGCCAUGCAUUUCCUCCUACAUUGCUACUGUAUAAUAUCUGAAAUGACCUCCACUUGCUCUUUCAUUAGUCUGUUUUCACAUAACUUUUCUUUGUAUUUGUACAGUGGCUUCAGUGAAACUGAUGUUGCCAUAUUUUGGUUGUAACCAAUAAAUGCUUUUAACCAAGA
Messenger RNA from Callorhinchus milii (elephant shark), 4209 nucleotides. Its product is annotated as guanine nucleotide-binding protein G(I)/G(S)/G(T) subunit beta-1. Gene Ontology annotation, cellular component: cytoplasm; heterotrimeric G-protein complex. Lineage: Eukaryota; Metazoa; Chordata; Chondrichthyes; Chimaeriformes; Callorhinchidae. Gene Ontology annotation, molecular function: protein binding; signaling receptor complex adaptor activity. The record is from RefSeq and is a predicted model, not a curated record. Gene Ontology annotation, biological process: G protein-coupled receptor signaling pathway.